This is a messenger RNA of Hyla sarda, 1034 nucleotides long. It is a transcript of the gene NAXE, whose product is annotated as NAD(P)HX epimerase. Gene Ontology annotation, cellular component: mitochondrion. The transcript is spliced from 6 exons. Lineage: Eukaryota; Metazoa; Chordata; Amphibia; Anura; Hylidae. Gene Ontology annotation, molecular function: NAD(P)HX epimerase activity. The record is from RefSeq and is a predicted model, not a curated record. The coding region runs from base 31 to 876 and encodes 281 amino acids.
GCUAUAUCAAGGGGGCGUGACCGGUGACGCAUGUACGGGAUCCGCGCGCUGUUCAGCCUCGGCCUGCUGGUUGGGGGCGCUCGCCUGGGUGUCAGGGCGGACACCUGCCUGCGGUCUGUGGGAGACGGGAAGGCUCAGUGCCGGCGAUACCGAGCCGGGGCGGCCAUGGAGGGGGCCCUCAAAUACCUCAGUCAGGUGGAGGCGCAGGCGGUGGACGAGGAGCUGUUCAAUGAGUACAAGUUCAGUGUGGAUCAGUUGAUGGAGCUGGCUGGACUGAGCUGUGCCACCGCCAUUGCCAAGGCUUAUCCAGUGAGUUCCUUCACGUCUAGUCUGCCCUCCGUGCUGGUCAUAUGUGGCCCUGGAAACAAUGGUGGCGAUGGCCUGGUGUGUGCUCGGCACCUGAAGCUCUUCGGUUAUGAACCGGCCAUAUUUUACCCCAAGCGUCCUAACAAGACCCUAUUUGAAAAUUUAACAACACAAUGCCAAAAGAUGGACAUCCCCUUUCUGUCGGAGUUUCCACAAGAGGCAGAGGUCAUCGAUGGAGCCUAUAACUUGGUCGUAGACGCCAUUUUCGGAUUCAGCUUCACGGGCGCAGUGCGAGAACCCUUUGGUAGCAUCCUUAGUACCCUGAAGCGUAUCACCAUCCCAAUCGCCAGCGUGGACAUCCCAUCAGGGUGGGAUGUGGAGAAAGGAAACCCAGACGGGCUGCAGCCGGACAUGCUGAUCUCCCUGACCGCCCCCAAACAGUCGGCCGUACAUUUCUCUGGACGCUACCACUACCUGGGCGGCCGAUUCGUCCCCAUGGCCUUACAGAAGAAAUACAACCUCAAUCUCCCAGACUACCCCGAUACGGAUUGUGUCCGCAGACUACUCUGAAGACGCAGCAGCACUGACCUGUAAGGACAGAGACCACCCAAUCCUCACAGGAAGAAUGAAGCACUGAGCAAUCAUGGAGCCGCCGCUUCAUUUCUGUUUGUUUAGACCUGAACCUGAGCACUUUGUAGAAAACCAAUAAAUGCUUUAAGAUAACAUCA